AUGGCGGAAUCUGCAGCAUGUCCUGCUUUCCAGCUCGGAAGACCCCGCUACGACCAGGGUUCAUUCCUGGGUCGCCUGAGACACUUCAUAGACAUCAUUGACCCCAGCACCCUGUUCGUGUCCGAGAAAGAGCUGAAACAGUGCAUCAAACUGCUUGACGACUAUAAACAUGGCACGCUUCCACCUGGAGUCUCUGAUCUUCAGCUGUGGGAAGCCCAGAAGAUCAAGCAGGCCAUCAUUCAUCCUGACACAGGAGAGAAGAUCUUCAUGCCGUUUCGAAUGUCAGGUUAUGUACCAUUUGGAACACCAAUUGUCAUUGGCCUUCUUCUCCCAAAUCAGACUGUGGUGUCUACCAUUAUAUGGCAGUGGCUGAACCAGAGUCACAACGCCUGUGUGAACUAUGCCAACCGCAACGCCACAAAGCCUACGCCAACAUCCAAGUUUCUUCAAGGCUAUGUAGGAGCUGUGACCAGUGCUGUUUCUAUUGCAGUUGGACUGAAUGUGCUGAUUCAGAAGGCCAACAAGCUGAGCCCUGCCACCAGAAUGAUAAUACAGAGAUUUGUCCCCUUCCCAGCUGUAGCUAGUGCAAACAUCUGUAAUGUAGGCCUGAUGAGACACAAUGAGCUAUCUGAAGGUAUUGAUGUGCUGGACGACAAUGGGAAUGUGGUGGGAUCCUCCAAAAUUGCUGCAAGACACGCGAUCAUGGAGACUGCCUUCACACGUGUGGUCCUGCCGAUGCCAAUCUUUGUGCUGCCCCCCAUCAUUAUGUCCUACCUAGAGAGGCUGCGAUUUCUGCAGAGCAACCGCAGGUUAUUGCUGCCCAUCCACAGCUUUGUGUGCCUGGUUACCUUCGGCCUCUCGCUGCCUGUGGCCAUCAGCCUGUUCCCCCAGAUGUCUCAGAUUGAGGUGUCUCGCCUAGAGCCGGAGAUCGCCAUGGCAACAGAUUGCAAGGUGGUGACCUACAACAAGGGUUUAUGA
Messenger RNA from Chelmon rostratus (copperband butterflyfish), 978 nucleotides. RefSeq names its product sideroflexin 5b (gene sfxn5b). Gene Ontology annotation, cellular component: mitochondrial inner membrane. Gene Ontology annotation, biological process: monoatomic ion transport; citrate transport; mitochondrial transmembrane transport. The coding region runs from base 1 to 978 and encodes 325 amino acids. Gene Ontology annotation, molecular function: monoatomic ion transmembrane transporter activity; citrate transmembrane transporter activity. The transcript has 14 exons. The record is from RefSeq and is a predicted model, not a curated record. NCBI's taxonomy places the organism in Eukaryota, Metazoa, Chordata, Actinopteri, Chaetodontiformes, Chaetodontidae.